Messenger RNA from Triticum aestivum (bread wheat), 889 nucleotides. RefSeq names its product MAP7 domain-containing protein 1-like. The transcript is spliced from 3 exons. The record is from RefSeq and is a predicted model, not a curated record. NCBI's taxonomy places the organism in Eukaryota, Viridiplantae, Streptophyta, Magnoliopsida, Poales, Poaceae. Bases 1 to 657 code for a protein of 218 amino acids.
AUGAAGAAUUGGUGGGUGAAGCAGCCUGCAUUGCCAUGUCCGCCGAUCGUUAGGGGGGGCCUGGCCCCUGCUCGCCCCCCCUUGGCUCCGCCACUGGCGUUCUCCCGCGUCCGGAUCAACCCCGCCUGCGUCGCCAAGCCCACCGACGCCGCCAAGAAGCCGAAGCGGCCUGCAGGAUCGCUCGACCACGGGGAACCUCCGGCGAAGAGCGUGCGUUGUGCUUCCGGCGAGGUCGCGUCCGCUGCCGCUGCCGCCGCCAGGAACAAGAAGCGCCCGGGUCCCAGUCCAGUCAGCGGCGUCGAAGCCCUCCGCGUGACCAAGAACCAGACCAGCGCCUCGCCGACUCAGCCUCCCGAGCUCACGGCGCCACCCAAGCCACCAGCUUCCAGCGUACGCGAGAAUGCUCGCCUUGCCGAGAACCAGACCAGCGCCUCGUCGCUGAGGCCCCUGGCCUCCUGCAGCAUGCGCGAGCUCCUCGAGAAGGCCCGUCUCGCCAAGGCUCGUAUUGCCGCUGAGGAUGCCGAGGCCGAGGCCGAGGCCAUCCACAGGCGCGAGAUCGAGCGGCGGAGGGCUGAGGCCCGCCGGGAGCGGGAGCAGAUGGUUCCGACGGUGGAGUUCAACGACCCUUUCAUUGAUUUCCGGGACGUGUUCAAGUGAGGCCAUGGAUCCACUCGGAGCAGAGGAUCGAUCCAAGAAGUGAAGUUAGGCAUGAUCAAUUAGUCUGACCAUACUGUCCAUACAGAUACAUUUGAUCGAUGAUGUCCUUUUCGUUCUUGCGGGGUGUCUUCAGUCCACGUUUCCGCGGCUACAACAGUCAACAGUAGUCAAUUGAAGGACACGACGGCGCAGCGAGUUUUCUUACUGAACAGAGUGGAUUUUAUUUUGGAGG